Dicentrarchus labrax (European seabass) is the source of this 7255-nucleotide messenger RNA. It is a transcript of the gene alms1, whose product is annotated as ALMS1 centrosome and basal body associated protein. NCBI's taxonomy places the organism in Eukaryota, Metazoa, Chordata, Actinopteri, Moronidae. The record is from RefSeq and is a predicted model, not a curated record. Bases 91 to 6990 code for a protein of 2299 amino acids. The transcript has 18 exons. Gene Ontology annotation, cellular component: centrosome; centriole; cytosol. Gene Ontology annotation, biological process: regulation of centriole replication.
UUUCCUAGCAACGCUCCUUGGAUACGAACUGGAGGAAGCGCGCUCACUGUGGCGGACUAACAACAACAACAACAACAACAACAACAACAAAUGGAGCCUCCACAGAGGGUGGUGGCCUCUCCUCAGUUGCCACCAGGUGAAGAUGUGAGUCAGUCUGUUGGGCAAACACCCAUAAACCAACUGGGAGUUCAAACUCGAAGCUGUGCCAGACAGGAAACAGAUGGCUGGGAGCAUCAACAGCUGUGGGGGCACUCUUUGCAGCCAGACUUUCAGGACAGUAACCUCUCUCCAGCCUUUCCUCUGCUGCCUGCGAACUCUGGAGUGGAACACAUGUCCACUGAAUACUCUUUAUUUCAACAAAGUGACAAUGAAUUUGCUGCUUUAAGGGCGUACCCUGACAUUUCCAUGGCAUCAGAGAGGUUUCACUUUCAACCCCAGCACUGCACCACUCAGACCUCUGAGCAUGCCUCACUGUCCCAGCACCCUUUGGCCCAGGCAACCAUCCUGUCUGAAGACGGAGCGAACAGCUGCUGCUCUCUGUCCCAGCACAGUCUGUCACCAGGAGACGAAGGAAGAGGAAAAGAAGCAGUUCACUCCUCACUGACUACCAGCACUGACAAACAGGGAGUACCAUCCAGAGAUGAUACAGGUAGCAGGAAGAAGGACUCUGGGACACUAACUGGCCCAUUAGACAAGCCAGUAGGAGAGACUGCUGAAGAUGAGACAUACUUUCUGAGUAAGGAAAUUCCUGCCCAGCAUCUUUUGGCACUCCUUCAGAAAGAUAUUGGCAUGCUAAGCAGCAGUAGUAGUGCCGUUUCCUCUGCCUCUGAGACCUCUGUGAAGACUGCUGCAUCUUUUACCGAAGACCAUAAAAGCACUAAAGUUUGCAAACCAGGCUUUGACCAAAGCACGGUUAGAAGAGAAGGUCCUCCAGGUGAAGCUUCUCUUCCCCAGCAGCAGACACAACAACCUGACAGAGAUUUAUCAUCUGAGGUCUGUAACAUCACCAUGGGGCUCCGCAGCACUCAACCUGACGACAGUAGUGAAGUGUUACACAGAGAGCUACUGUCUGAGGUCGAGAGGCGCAGCAGUCGUGAAGCCGAAUCUAAAAAACAACAGCGGAAAAGUCCAACACCACCUGGUCAAUCUCUCACGCCGUAUCCCGCGGAGACAUCUAAAGGCAAGUCAAGUGUGUCCAGAACAAAUGUGGGUGGUGUGCCAUGGACGGGGCCGUUUUCAGCAGGCGUUGAACGUGGUCUCAGAGAGCAAGACCUCUGGUCCUCAGGGAACCAAACAGGGAUUGAUGGAUCCUACCUGGGUUUUCUUCCACAGUCUCAGUCCACACCGGGCAUUUUUAAGGCCCCACUCAAAUCCAGUGUCAAGGCUAAAUUAGGGCAACUUUCUGCCAUAGAAUCAAAUAAAGAGAACUCACAUCAGUCAAGCACAGAGAUCUCUCCACAGCCAGCUCUUCCUGUGGCUGAAGGCCGUCAACCAGACACAUCAGAUCAGUGCAAAGAGGAAGCUAACUCUGCUAAAGUCCAGUCUCUCCCAAGUCUCAACUAUAUGGAGAAAGUAGAUGCUUGGAGGGCAAACCAGAGUUCAGGCAAGACAUCACUAUUUGAUAGCUUGGCACUGCAAGGAUUUUCUGGCAUCUCUCCUAAAAAGAAAGCUUACGAUGCAGUAUCUGACACUCUGAAUCGCAUCCUGAGUCAGCAGGCGAGGAGUUUACAACAACCUCCCGUUUCAAGUCCUGCCAACCAGAAUGUGACACAGAUCUCCUCCACAGCUCCUUCUGGCUCCUCUUUAAAAAGAGGGGAGGCGGUGGGCAGUGCUCCAAGUGACAAAGAUAAUACUGGGUCUGCACUAAGACCCUCUGCCUCACCCUUUGGUAGGUCACAGUCCCACUCCUCUCUGAGCACGGUUGUCAUGUCGGCCAGGAAAGAUCAGCAGACAGAGAGACGUACAGAAAAAGAAAAGAGCCAGACUCAGGGCGAUGUCCAUCAGCAGAGUGCCACAGUUCAACCCUCGGCUCUCAUGAGCCUCGGUCAGUUCAGUGAUGUGUCACUUGAUCGAGAUUUGACACUCUCAAGUUCUCAAGAUAGCUACAACAGUGGAAUUAAAUUAGGAACUUCCAUUGAAGCUUCUUCUGUUGUCAGCCUAGAGGUCGAUAACUAUGCCCCGUACUGGACUUCAAAACAGUUAACACCACCACCUCCACCGAGGCCCCGAGACCUCAAUAUUGAAGAACGAAUUCCGUUGUAUCUCCAUAACCUGGGUAUUGACCAGUCUCCCUCAACAAUCUUAACUCCAUUUGCACCCAGAGGGCCAAUCAGAGAGCCUGAAUUCUCCCCCACUGAUCUCUGUACAAUUAAAGGAUCUAUUGGAACCCCAACCAAGAGCAUCCAAACGCCUGAAGGUGGCAGUACCCAUAAAGGAGAGUUUUCCAGGUCCAGCAUCCUGUCAGUGGACUCCAGUAUGUCCAUAACGUUUAGCCUGGACAGUCUCGGUCCAGCUGUAUCCAUCCCUGAGCGGGCCAGGCGGGCCUCUCCCUUAUCCGAUCCAGAAGAUAUCCAGAGUGAACACAGACUGGCAUCCUCCUCCCAGCCUGAUGAAGACUCUUAUCCCUCCACACUGCAGACCAUCCAGCAACAGCAGAGAGACAGCAGCUUAACCAGCAGCCAGAAUACUAUCCAGCUAGGGGUCAGGUUUGACUCUGACCUCUCGUUAGCUACCGAGGAUAGGUGUGGGGAUAGAGACUUGGAGUCGCCCUUGCAAACGAGCCGUAGUAUGGAGCAAAGCGCAGAAGCCUCUUUUGUUAGCUCCAAGGCCUUGUUGGAGAUCCGUAAGCUACUCUCUCAGGCAGAGAACGUGGUGUCUGCUGGGUCUUCUGUGGCUUCCUCAGCCUUCCCUGCAGCGCCCCGUCUGCUCUCUGAUGAUGACAUAUUCCUCUCACUGAGGAAGAAAACCAGCAGGCUCCAGGACUCCUCUUUCUCCUCCUCCUCUGCUACUGGAGAUCCCAGAACUCAAUCCUCCCAGUUGUGGGGCAGGUCCUCGUCCGACUCCAUGCUAAGCUCAGAGAAACUGAGAAAAAGUUCUAUUGGUCAGGAGAGUAUGACUUCAUCUGGGCCACCUUAUUAUCCAUCCACACAACCUCUUAUUCCUGCGAUGUCCACAGGCGCAUACAGAAGACCACAAGAUAGCACUGUUGGUAGAGGUCCAGGGUCGUCUCUUGUCCUCUCCCAAUCAGCCCGGCGGGCAGAACCUGAAGGCUGUAGUGCUGCUCCCCCUGACAAUAAAGUCCCACCGCAGCCACCAAUUAUUACGCCUUUACCAGCUCUGAGUACACAACAACUCACUUCUACUCCUACAGACAUGGCGGGUGUCACAGAGGAGGAAAAACAGACUACUCUGGAAGAUCCUGUACAGAGUAGCUCCUCCUCGCCCAUCCUCGAGGACAAUGAUCAAGGAGCGGUGAGCGAUGGGAGCAGUGAGAGUUCGCUGGCAGUCAGAGUGGCCAAGUUACUGCAGAGUGAAUCUCCAGCCACCAUGGUGUCCAGUACACCCAGCCUCACUGACCAAGAGGAGAGCAGAGCCAGAGAGUGGAUUAAGCUGAAGUUAUCAGGAGAGCAGUGUGAACCUCUGGAGUUGGACAAAGAGGACAGAAAUCGGAUUGAAGAGAUCAAGAGAGAGCUGCUGCUAAAAAACCCCAUAAAGAGUCAGGGAAGCACAGAUACAGAGAGCAGUGCAGCAUCCAGUGUUAGAGCCUUAAGGGGGCAGGAUCUGUCUCAGCAUGUCGAGACAUUUACAGCCCUCAGUGAUGCUAGUAAGCAGCCACUCCAGCCACCGCAGGGCCUCAGCACAGAUCUCUCCAGUGUGCAGCUUCAAAACCCUCCUCGCCCAGAUCUAGAGGCUCAAAUACGUGAGAUUGCUGCCAGAGAAGGAGUAACCCUCCCUAGGACAAACCCUCAGGCCCUCACAUCUAUCACCAUCGCCACCCGCAGGCGCUCAACCUCCCCCUCUCCCUCCACGUUGCCUGCACCUCCCCUCAGUCCUGCACCUGAGCCGCUCCACCUGACCGAGCUCUCUACAGGAGCAGUCGAACACCCUAAAACGAACAUGUGGAUCCCCCCUACUGUGGAUAAAGAAGAUAAGGCAACCACAGAGCCUGCAUCUGUGUUUGAGCCAAGCAGUAGUCUUUACACCAGAAACCAAAACCUGACAGUACCAGGGAACCAGAGGAGGCAAGAUGCUGUAGGAGGCCAGUUUGAAGAACCUCCCCCACCCUCUCUGCGUUUAGGUAGAGAGGAUGUGUACGCUAAAGAUGACAAGGUAUCCGUCCAGGACAGCUCUGUUUCUGGUGUUGGUCAUGAAGCUGAACAGGCCACAGGUUCAUCCACCCCUGAAUCUCCAGCCAGGACAGGUCACGUCUCACAUGUCCAUCUCACUUUGUCCCCGAAAGCCACCGAUCACAGCUCGGCCACCUCUGUCCACUCCAGUCAUGCUGAUGCUGUUACAGGGCUGCCAUGUAAAGAAUUUGUCCCCCUCAGACACUCCUCUUCUGCGGCCAGCAGUCCGGACGAAGGUGUCGGUUUGUCCAGUCCACCAGAGUGGUACAACACCAAAGAGCCAAUAAGACAACGGGGGCCUGAAAGAGUCGACACCUCCACCCUGUUCAAAACUGCUGCGCCUCAGGGAAAGAUGACCUCCACAUCCUCACAAACACCACGUCACAAAGUCGUGGUUCCACCAACACCCUUAACAACAGAAUCACCAGCAGUGCCUGUUCUGUUGCCUUAUAAACCCCGCGGCAGUGAGGAGCUCUUCUACGUCCCUCAAACAGAAGCUGACUUCACCACCGACCCUUCUGACACCACCAUGGAGAGCACACACACAGGCUCAGACGACGCCGUGCCCCCACGCUUCAGCAGUGAGGUCCUCGGGCACAGAGACCCGGGGUUGGACCGUGGAGUCACCAUCAGACACACAGAGGGAAUCUACAGCAAGAGGUUGAAAACAGCCACCUUCAAAAUGCACAAGCCUGAACGCAGAGCAGAUGCAACCUCACAAACAAGUGUGACUCGAGCUCCAAAGCCGUCUACUGAAGUCGCCUUUACCAGAGCGCCUUUAUCGAGCAACCAAGAAGCCUCCAAGAGAGACCAGGGGACCAGCCCAGUGCAGUUCCUCAGCUAUAAUCAACCAGAGCCAAGCCGUGAGAGAUUUCAGUCAGUUCAUAUGGAAACGGUCUACGUAAAGACGAGCCGUCGUCUGGACCGAGGCUCUUUCCCUCAGGCAGGAGGGGAGCGAGACCAGGAGAGGAGAGACUCUGACCUCCUUCAGCCCGCUGCCCAGCACAGCAGCAGCUCUCUGGACCAGCUGUGGCAGAGGUUCUGUGAUCGGUGGAGCCUGGAGGAGUCCCAACCGACCAGUGACAGAGAAACGUCGCUGCUGGAUCGGCUGGAGCGUCUGUCCCGUCUUAUUCAUAGCACAAAGGAAACCAACAUUUCAGAGGCAUAUUGCCAUCCAGGAGAAAAGUCAGGAAGGAGGGGAGAAGACGCUACCGGUAAAGAAAGAAAGAAUCAUAUUGGAGAGGUGAAGAGGAGCGUAGGUGGUGAGGACAGAGAAAUGGAGCGGAAAGUCAUUGGAGGUAGAAAGGUUGAAGGUGAGCCUCCCAUCCCUCAUCAGGCGUGGACACAGAGGCUUCAGGUAGAGCAAACGUCUCCUACAGACGAAGGAUCUCUCUCCAGCUUCUCUCACGACUCCUCCCAGAGCGAACACCUGUUUCCUGCAGACAGAGACGAGUCCGAGACCUUGUCCACCAUGUCUGGCUCCAUGUCCACCGUGGACACGGCGCGGCUGAUCCGAGCCUUCGGCGCCCGCAGAGUCCAGCACCUGAAGACGAGCUCCAGCCUCAGCAGGCUGUACAGCACCAUCAACAAGCAGAAAGAAGGGAGGGAGCAGAGGAGAGGAAGAAACAAAGACCCGCCUCACAUCAUCACGCUGUCAGAGACCACCGGCACCGAUGAAUCUACAGUUGCUGCUGAUUCUGCAUCAUCAACCAGCACGAACACCCUCCCAUCACAGCCCGGCCCCUCCAGGACUCUGGCAUCCAAGAAGGCUGUUAAACUGGUCAGCAAAGGCAUCCAAGCAGGUGACCUGGAGCUCGUCAGUAAUGGGACCCGACGCCACACCAGAGAUGUUGGAACCACAUUCCCGUCGCCUGGCGAAGCCAGAACUUCCAGGCAGAUUUCAUCUUCCUCAUCCAGCUUAGAGAGAGGAAGAGGAGGGCGGAGGAGUCCCUCUAAGACUCAGGGGUUACAAAAACAGAGAAAGAGCAAGAAAAACCCACCAAAGACCUUUCCUGAAGGUGUUUCAUGGUUCAUCUCCGCUGACAACCUGAGGUCAGAGGCGAGGAAGGAGAACCGGUCCGAGGAAGAGGAGUCGACGUGGAGGCCGAGCACUGCCUGGUUUGAACCGUACAGCAGAAUCCCACCGUGGAGAGAACCGCUCAGGCAAAUCCACGAAGAGAGAAACAAACAGCCCAGUUUUACACAUCACACUGAACUCGAUAUAGAUCCAAGAACCAAAACCAUGUCCUCUGGUCUGGCACGUAUCUCUCUUCAGGAUGCUCUGGAGAUGCGUCGUCCGGAGUUCAUCUCUCAGUCCAGACGGAGGGUGAAGCGUCUGGCUCUGCAGGUGGAGGAGAGGAAGCUACAGGAAGCCUUCAGCAGAGAGAGAGAUGAACUCUUCAGCCGGCCUGGAGGACCGGGGAGGCUGCCGAGGCCUGCAGGCACCGCUCUGCUCAGGAGGGCUGUUCCCAGAAAGGAGAUGAUACAGAGAUCCAAACAGAUUUAUGAGAGUCUGCCGGAGGUGCAGAGGAGGAGAGAGGAGGAAAGAAGAAAAGCAGAAUAUCAAUCUUACCGGCUGAACGCACAACUCUACAACAAGAGGAUCACCAGUCGUGUCCUGGGCAGAAGAACAGCGUGGCAGUGAUCAAACAAACCUGUGAAACUUUUUACUGUAGAUUAAAUCAACGAUGUGAAAACUAAUUUUUUACAAUUUUAUUAAGAACAAAGCUACCUAACUUAACUGAUAAUAGCUUUUAUUUAUUUGUAACCACAUUUUGUUUUGUUUUCUAUUUGAAAGAUUAUGUAGAAAAGUAGAACUCUACUUUAUCUGUUACUUUUUCAUACUGACAGUGGAAUGUUUUUAAUUGGUUAAAAUGUGUUUUAAUGCAAAAAAAUAAACCAAAUAUCUG